AUGGGCAAGAAACUUACGGGAUCCUCGGCAAAGUCCAAGUCGGGAGGCGUCGUGGUCCCGGCGAACACCGCCCAAAAGCCCAGCAAUGCGCCGCCUAAGCUGACCCGUAGCGACUCUGGCGUCGACGUCACGAAAGAUGCCGAAGCCAAGCCACUCCCCGUGACCCUCCUCUCCGGGUUUCUGGGGAGCGGCAAGACGACAUUGCUGCAACACAUCCUCAAGAGCGACCACGGUCUUCGGAUCGCCGUCAUCGUCAACGAUAUCGGGGCUGUCAACGUCGACGCCUCCCUCAUCAAGAAGAGCCACCGGCUGACCAAGACGGAAGAAAAGGUCAUCGCCCUGCAGAACGGCUGCAUCUGCUGCACGCUCCGUGGCGACCUGCUGGAGGAGCUGGUCAACCUCUCGGAGCUCCACGAGUUCGACUACGUCAUCAUCGAGAGCAGCGGCAUCAGCGAGCCCGAGCAGGUCGCCGAGACGUUCGACGCCCGGCUGGCCGAGCAGAUGGCCGCCCUGGGCGAGGGACCCGAGGGGCUGGACGAAAACACCAUGAAGCUGCUCAAGAGACUAGCCGACGCUGGUGGCGUCGACAAGUUCGCCCGCCUCGAUACCACGGUCACCGUCAUCGACGCCUUCACCAUCUUCAACGACUUCCACACGAGCGACCUGCUGUCUUCCCGGCGCGACGACGUCGUACCGGAAGACGAGCGGACAGUGUCGGACCUCAUGGUCGACCAGAUCGAGUUCGCGGAUGUCAUCGUCCUCAACAAGAUCGACAUGGUCUCAAAAGCCGACCGCGCGCGCGUCCUCGACCUGAUCAAGAAGCUCAACCCACGAGCCAAGGUCCUCGAGGCCAGCUACAGCAAGAUCGACGUCAAGGAGAUUGUCAACACGAACACAUUUGACCUCAAGGUCGCGCAGUCGGGCGUCGGCUGGCUCCAGGACUUGCACGCCAUGACGGUGCGCGAGGUCAACGGCCGUAAGGCCAUCACUCCCAAACCCGAGACUGAAGAGUACAACGUGCGCAACUUCGUCUACACAAGGACACGACCCUUCCACCCCCGACGCCUGUGGUCCCUCCUCUACGACAAGUUCAUCCUGCAGAUGGAGGCGCCCGAGGAUGACGAGGACGCCAUGGACGAAGACGAGGACGACGCUGACAUGAGCGACGCCGACGGCUCCGACGAGGAAGCCGAUGAUGACGACGACGACGACGAAGAAGAAGAAGAAGAAAACGACGACGAGGACGACGACAUGGAAGACCCCCUCGAGCCGCCAGAAAACGACGUGAUCCUCGCCAACAAGACGGCCCACCCGCUCUUCAACCGCCUCUUCCGGUCCAAGGGCGAGUUCUUCCUCGCGACGCGGCCGCACCGCGCGGGCGACUGGUCGCAGGCCGGCGCGAUGCUCACCAUGACGGGCGGCCGGCCGUGGUUCUGCACGCUCCCGCCCGAGGACUACCUCACGGGCGACGCCGAGGUGGACGCGCUGGUGGCGCACGACGUCGACAAGGGCGGCGAGUGGGGCGACCGCCGGCAGGAGCUGGUCUUCAUCGGCGAGAACCUCGACGUCGGGGGCCUCGAGGCCGCGCUGGACGCGUGUCUGCUCGACGACGCGGAGUGGAAGCGGUGGGGGAAGGUGAUGCGGAACGAGCGGUGGGACGACGAGAAGAAGAGGGACAGGCUGCAGGACUUGUUCGACGACGGGUUCCCGGACUGGGCGGAGGAGGACCACGGGGACCAUGAGGGACAUGACCAUGCGUGA
Messenger RNA from Colletotrichum higginsianum IMI 349063, 1761 nucleotides. Its product is annotated as CobW/HypB/UreG. Lineage: Eukaryota; Fungi; Ascomycota; Sordariomycetes; Glomerellales; Glomerellaceae. The transcript has 6 exons. The record is from RefSeq and is a predicted model, not a curated record. Bases 1 to 1761 code for a protein of 586 amino acids.